AUGACACAACAGCAACAACCAUCAUCACCUUCAGCCUUCCACGAAGCCGUAUCCCUCAUCUUUGCCCGCUGGACUGCCCUCCAAAUAGCCAUAACUCACGAAACCGCAGGCCCAUCAACAGCAUCUCUCGCAAAUACACUCCUCGACGAUAUACUCCACUACGUAUCAUCCACAAACUAUGCAUCGCUAGAUCCAUACGAUGUCGCUGAGGGAAUCGAAGAGUACUUUGCCAACGUGCUCAAGAUUGCAUUGGAAGACGACUCGGGAGUGCAGGUUGCAAAGGCUGUUAUUAGUGUGUAUAAUCAGAUUGUGAAUAAGGGGGAUUUGUCAGAGCUGGUGAGGCUGAGGGGGUUGCAGAGUAGUGGUGCGAGUGGAGUUGGGAGGAGUCGGUUGCAGGCUGAAGAGGACGAUGAGGAAGGUUUGACUGUAGACGAUGAUGGUGAAGAGGAGGAUGAGGAGGAUGAUGGUAUGAAUGUGGAUGCUGAUGGUGAUUUCGAUCUUCAAGGAUCGGCACCAACUGGUAGUAGAAGGAAUCAACGAAUGCAAGUUGAUACCCAACCUGUAAUAGAUCAAGAUGGGUUUGAACUCGUUACUCGUAAAGGCAAAAGAAGGCAAUAA
Molecule: messenger RNA, 618 nt
Organism: Synchytrium microbalum
Lineage: Eukaryota; Fungi; Chytridiomycota; Chytridiomycetes; Synchytriales; Synchytriaceae
Exons: 1
Coding region: 1-618 (205 amino acids)
Biological process (GO): maturation of SSU-rRNA from tricistronic rRNA transcript (SSU-rRNA, 5.8S rRNA, LSU-rRNA)
Cellular component (GO): nucleus
Source: RefSeq, a predicted model, not a curated record